UAAAAGAGGAACUUCCUCUCUUUGGCCGGGCAUCUCAAUGCGCAGGCGCAGUAAAGUGAACGGCCCUCGGUUGCUGCCCGCCGCUAUUGCGGCCUGUGGAAGCGCGAGGUUCGCUCUGAUCCGGCCUUGCCUGAGAUCCGCUUCCCAGCCCCAUGUUCCCGACGUGGGGCCUCUAUGGGGGGCCCCCCGGGCCCUAUCCCCCGCCACCCACCAUGAUGCCGCCCCCGCCGCCCUCAGCCAUGCCUGGGCCUCUGCCACCGGGUUCCUCCGCCGCUGCGUCCUGGCAGCCGUCGGCGCCUUCCGUCCCGCCGCCGGUGCGCAGCUAUCAGAAGCCGUUUAAACACCGGGACCCGCCGCCUCAGCCGCCGCCGCCGCCCCCCCGGGAAGCAUCGUUCCGCGAUCCCCCGAUGCCUCCUUCGUCUCGAGCGGAGGAGGUGGCGGAGCCGCCUCGCCCUCCUCCUGAGGAUAAAUGGGAGCCCCUCGCCCCCUCGACCAGCCCCUGCCUGGAUAUCGACAUGGACCUGUCUUCUCCGCCACCGUCCCCUCCCGCGUCUUAUAUGUCGGGACCGGAGACGGACUCCUAUGUAGCUCCGCCGUUGCCAUCGCAGAAUCAGACCUCACCACCGCUGACUUACCAGGGCCGUUCGCAGUUGUCUCAGGCAGUUCCACAAAGCUUUCCGAACCCGGCACCUUCAGCUGUUUCUCAGCCCUAUCUGUCCCAGGCCCAGGCUUACCCACCGCCUCCCCAGUCAGCAACCCAGCCAGUGCAGCAGCCUCUUCCUCCCUCGGUCUCCCAGCCUGAACCUCCUUUCACCUCGUCCCAGAUUACUCAGCCCCCUCCUGAACCUCAGGAGUUAAGACAAGGGAGUGGCCCAGGCAUAGGUACCAGGCCUGAGCGACCCCUGCAGAACACCCCACAGGCCGACCCUUCCACGAUGACACCUCAGGAACAGCAGCAGUAUUGGUAUCAACAGCAUCUGCUCACUCUGCAGCAAAGGGCAAAGGCACAUGUGCUUGGACAGCAGCCACCGUCAGUUCAAGGAGCUGUUAAUGAUGCUCCUGAACAGAGGCAAGAAGAAAGGGAAAAAAGUUCUAAUGCACUUUCUGAGCCCACUUUGCAUUGCAAGUCCACAUUACCACGUCCCAAAGACAGUCACCUUCCUUUGUCGUCUGUUAAGGACAAGCUGAACAUUGAACCACCAGAGGAUCCUGAGGAAAGCCUGAGAUUGCAGCAGUUGCAAGCAGCAGCAACACAGUGGCAGCAGCAUCCACAGCAGCGAGUGGGUUUCCAGUAUCAGAGAAUCAUGCAAAAGCAUGCACAGUUGCAACAAAUUCUCCAUCGCUAUCAACAAAUUAUGCAGCAGCCAUCACACUUGCCAACAAUGUCAGUGGAGAUGCAGCUACAGCACUAUGAGACCCAGGAGAAACUGUUUCAGCCACUUUUCAAAGAGUGGGAACGUGAAUUUCAGCAGUGGCAGGAUCAACUUCACUCCUAUCCUCACAAAGACCAACUUCAUGAAUGUGAGAAACAGUGGAAGAUGUGGCAGGAACAAAUGAAAGCUACUCACACUCACCUCCAGGAAAAAGUGAAGUCUCUUCGCAACAUGAGCAGCCCGUAUACUGGGAGUACAACCUUGCCACCUCCAUUUUCUCCAUAUUCACAAACAGUGCAAGGUGGUGUGCCUGUCAUGCCAUCUACUUUGCCCUUGACCACACAUCCUCCAACAUCCACUGGAUUCUCUUCUGAGUCUCACACAUCUGAUAUGCCUGUUCCAAACGAGUCUGGUCCUCAGAGUAUUCAGGCCACUGAAACAAGGUCAACUGCAUUUUCGGCUCCUGAUUCUUUUAAAUUUAAAGCUACUGAACCACUUCGUGCUGCCCAGACUACAGAGAUGAUGAGACCAGCUCUCCUUCCUACCCCUUCUUCUUUUACAUUCAAAUCAACUGAGCUGCCAGCCAACUCCCAGACUGUGGAGACAACCAGGCCGGCUUUAUUUCCUCCUCCUCCUCCUAGUUCUUUUUCAUUUAAUGCUACUGACUCACUUCCCCCAUCUCAGGCUACAGAGGCGGCCAAGCCAGGUCUACUUCCUACCCCCACCUCUUCCUUUUCAUUUAAAGUGAGUGAACCUCCGGUCACUACUCAGUCCAUGGAGACAACUAGGCCAGCUCUGCUUCCUACCCCUACCCAUUCUUCUUUUUCUUAUAAAAACACCGAUUCCUCUGCCACCUCUCAGGCCAUUGAGGCAACCAGACCUCCUCUGCUACCCACCCCUACUGCUUCAUCCUUUUCAUUUAAAGUUUCUGAUUCGUCCACGAGCUCCCAUGCCACUGAGGCGUCCAGACCAGCUCUUCUUCCUACUCCUUUCUCUGCUUCUUUUGCUUAUAAAAAUACGGAGACCUCGGCUGCUUUGCCUUACCACUCAAAAGGAAUGGCACCUGCUAGCUCUUCAGAGCAAGGCAUUCCUCUAGGCAAAGAGGAAAUAUCAUUUGGUUCAUCUGAACUAACGUCUGUUGAAGCAAAGCCCCAUUCUGCGGUGUCGUCAUCUGUAGCCACGGCCACCACCACCACCACCACCACUAGCUAUCAGAACAGACAAGCAAGAGCAGCUGGCUUUUCUGAUUCCCCCAGAGGAUACUAUGAAGGUCCAAGGGGCCCAAGAUUUGAUGGACCACGAGGAAGAGGCUUUGAGAGGUCUGAGCCACCAAGACAUAGAGGGCCUCAUUUCCAGGGCCAGCAUUUAGACGGUCCAAGGCCAAGACUUCAAAAUCAGCAUAUGGAUGGAUCUUCAAGCAAACAGGGGACAAUCCCCCGGGGGCCAGCAGCAGCAUUUUAUACUCCUUCAGGUGUAUCACAAAUGCAGAUGUCUCAGGCUGGUGGACCACGGUGGCGGGGGCCUAGACCUCCUUUGGGACAAAAUCAUCAAGCAGAAAACAAAGAAUCUUUUACUGAAAUGGCCAGCAAUCAGACAGCAGCAAAUAAGUCUAAAUUUACAUUGGAUACAAAAGAUUCUGGUCCAGUUCAGCCAGAUAAGGGCUUGUCUAAAGCACAGCAAAAUAUACCCAGGAAAGAGGAUGUGGAAAUAAUGUCAGAAGCAAAGAAACAGAGUUCAACUGAAUGUGCAUUGCAGACAGAUGGGUCAAAUACGUCUACUCGUACUUCAUCUGCUCCACAUCAGACAUCUGUUUCCAUUCUUCCUCCAGAACCGGGUGGAAAAAAGACAUUGCUACCGUCACCAGCGACUGGAAAUAAAGACUUGAACUCUGCAGAAAAUACACUAAUUUCUUCAGAGAAUAACCAAAACAAAGAUCAGUCUAAACUGGAAAUCAGGGAGAGGGGACAAAUUAAACCUGGAGAUAAUCAGCCAAAAGGACCUGCUGGCAGAGGCAGAGGCCAGGGUAGAAUGGAAGAUACUAGGGGUAGGGGACGAGGCCGAUUUGAUGAUGCCAGGGGGAGGGGAAUAACCAGCAGAGGUAGAGGCCAGGCUAGAGAUCUGGGUGGCAGAGAUAUAAGCAGUGGGCGAGGAAUUCAUGAUAACUUGUUGGAGGAACAGACAGAAAGCUGGGAAUCUGGAAUGGGUGGGCAGUCUUGUGACCAAGAAAGGGCUUUGGGUAGGCAGCCAAGCAGCCAGGAGAGAAUGCUACCUGGCCCUUGGAUGGGCAGUAGAGACAGAGGCCGUGCAAAUAGCCGGGAAACAGGCCCUGUCAGGCCUAUGGGUGGUCAGGAGAGGGGAUUAGACCAACAAACCUUUAACCGAGAAAGGGGCCCAGGUCAGCAAGGUAGUAGCUGGGAGAGAGAGCCAAUUAGGAGGCCUAGUAGCUGGGAGAGGGAUGUACACAGGCAUGAUCCAGGGCAGGGAGGUAGUAUGGAAAAUGUGCUUCCAUUUCAUGAAGAACCACACAGGCCUCCAUGGGCUUAUGGAGAUGUGGGAAUGGAAGAGGAGCAUUCUUUUGAAUACAGAGAUGCUCCUCCCCUAGAGCGCAGAUGUUUGGAGGACUGGGAAAGAGAGAGAUACUGGCAUGAGCGUGAGCAAAGGUAUCAAGAUGAUUCUCUUGAUCACUAUGAGAGAGAUGACAUGUUGCCACGCUGUCAUCCGUGCCCCCCUCUUUCUCCUCUCCCUCCUCUCCCUCCCUUACCUCCCUUGUCUGCUGAUCUUGACAGACGGGACCCAUAUUGGGAUGACUGGGAAAGGCCAAUCGGUAGAGACAGAGAGAUGGACAGAGAUCUAGACCGUUCCAGAAGACCCUUGGAUGCAUAUGAUCAUGAAUUUGAAAGAGAUUGGGACAGGGAUUAUGUACGACCACUGGAUAGAGAUACAGCAAGUAGUGAUCUAGACAUACCUCCUCUGCCACCUUUGCCUCCCCUUCCUCCCCUUCCUCCUUUAGACAGAUAUCGUGAGGAUCGAUGGCUGGAUGAGAGAGAAAGAGAUUUUUAUGACAGAGAUUCAAGAGACAGGGGAGAGCUCAGAAUUCGAGAAUAUCCAGAGAGAAGUGAUACAUGGAGGGAACAGUCUGAUUUCCCACCUGACAGGGGUGAUUGGGAGAGGGAAAGGUUUUCAGAUAGAUGGUAUCCAGAUGAUGUGGAUAGAUACCCACCUUUGGAAGAUGAACUGGAACCACCACCUAUGCCACCACGGUCUGGAUUUUUGGGAGAAGAGCAAAAUGUAGCCUCUGAGCAGUCAUUAGGAGGAGUAAUGGUUCUUAGUCAAAGGCAACAUGAAAUCAUCUUGAAGGCUGCCCAAGAGUUAAAAAUGCUACGAGAACAGAAGGAACACAUGCAGCAUAUGAAAGAUUUUGUUCCUGAACCACAAAUACCAGAAAUGCCACCUCAGGAAAUGUCCAGAUCACAAAGUACAGCUUCUAGGAAGGAUGACUUUCAGGCCUCUUCUGUAAGGCAGACUGAAAUACCAGUGGAAGAAGAACCUAUUAAGCCUACUCCAGCUGUAAUUAUAAAGCCGCCAAUAUUGUUUCGAAAGCCUACCCCAGUUACUACAGUGGCAAAGCCUCCUGUCCCAACUAUGAGACCACCUGUUCCAUCAACAGCAGCUCCCCUCCCAACAGCAAAGCUACCUGCUCCAUUAACACAAACAAGUAUUACAGUUCCCAUUUGUACUGCAGCACCCACACAUGUUUCAGCUCCUGUAGUUAAGUCACUACCUGGCAUGAGCCAAGAACGCUGGGAUGAGGAUUCUUUCCAGGGACUUUGGGACAGCAGUGAAGAUAAAGGUUUAAAAUCAGAGUAUGACUUACCUGCAUCCGAUCCCUCAUUGCCUUCAUCAACAAUCCCAACUUCUAUUGUACCAGGAAUGACACCACUUUCCAAGCCACCAGUAAUUCAUCAGACUGUUGAUUAUGGACAUGGACAUAGUCAUGGUCAAGAUAUAGCUGCAAAUAAAAGUGGACAGAUUCCAUAUGGAGAACGAAUAACUCUACGUCCAGAACCUAGUCAUGAACGGCAAACCUUUUCAAAAGAACAUCCACAUCCAGGCCAACGAGAUCGAUACAUUAAGGAAAGGGAAACAUAUUUUGAGCGACAAAAUAAUGCCAGUUCAGACCACAGAGAUUUUAGGAGAGAGCGAGAACCAUACAGGGACCGCAUUUCUGGAGACCAUGAACGAGAAAGAUUUGAAAAAGAACGCUAUGCACGAGAACGAGAAGACAGGCCUUCUCCUUCAAGAACUCAGUCGUACCGUGGUGACAAAGACCAUUCAAACUCAAGAAGGGGAGGAUUUGAAAGACAGCCAUAUGAGAGGAAAACUGAUCGUCCUCCCUAUGAUCAUGGACCUUCCAUGUAUGGAGGUGACCGAAGAAAUUAUCCUGAAGAUAGAAUGCCGAUUUCUGCUCCAUCAGUACCCAGACAACCACCGCCUGCCCCUCGUGUAGAGAGGAAACCAGAAUCUAAAAAUGUGGAUGAUAUACUGAAGCCACCUGGCCGGGAGAGUAGGCCAGAGAGGAUUGUUAUUAUCAUGCGAGGAUUGCCAGGCAGUGGAAAGACCCAUGUUGCUAAACUCAUCAGGGAUAAAGAAGUAGAAUGUGGAGGAGCUGCACCAAGAGUUCUCAGUUUGGAUGACUAUUUUAUAAUUGAAAUAGAGAAAGAAGAAAGGGACCCUGAUACAAAGAAAAGAGUGAAAAAGAAGGUUUUGGAGUAUGAAUAUGAGGCUGAUAUGGAGGAGGUUUAUCGCGCAAGCUUGUUUAAAACCUUCAAAAAGACUUUGGAUGAUGGUUUUUUCCCUUUCAUCAUUCUCGAUGCCAUUAAUGACAAAGUACGGCACUUUGAGCAGUUCUGGAGUGCUGCAAAAACAAAAGGGUUUGAGGUUUACUUGGCUGAAAUAACUGCAGACAACCAGACUUGUUGCAAGAGGAAUGUCCAUGGACGCAAGCUCAAGGAAAUCAGUAAGAUGGCUGAUCAUUGGGAGACGGCACCCCGUCAUAUGAUACGUUUAGACAUUCGCUCUUUGCUACAAGAUGCUGCUAUUGAGGAGGUGGAGAUGGAAGAUUUUGAUGCAAACAUUGAAGACCAGAAAGAAGAAAAAAAAGAUGCUGAGGAAGAAGAGAGUGAACUGGGUUACAUUCCGAAAAGCAAAUGGGAGAUGGAUACUUCUGAAGCAAAACUAGACAAGUUGGAUGGAUUGCGAACUGGUGCUAAAAGGAAACGUGAUUGGGAGGCAAUUGCCAGCAGAAUGGAAGAUUAUCUUCAGCUUCCAGAUGAUUAUGAUACCCGUGCUUCUGAACCUGGAAAGAAGAGGGUGAGGUGGGCAGACCUUGAAGAGAAAAAAGAUGCAGACCGAAAGAGGGCUAUUGGCUUUGUUGUGGGACAAACAGAUUGGGAGAAAAUCACAGACGAAAGUGGUCAUUUUGCUGAGAAAGCCCUCAAUCGCACGAAAUACAUCUGAUGCAGUUGUCAAAUGCAUUAUUUUCAAAGAGAAAGGCCAGUUUGGUGACAACUGAACACAGGGUGGCAAAGGAACUGUCAUUCCUCAUCAUGAGAGUUGUACGAUUAUUUUCUUUUAAAAUUUGGGUGUUUUAUUUUCUUGGCAAACCUUCAUAUUUUAACUGGUGAUGUCCAGCACCCCAAGUUAUAUGGAGUCCUCUUGCAUCCAAAUGUGAAAGAAAGGGGGGGGAAUUUGUGUUAAAAUUGGUAGUUUUAAGGUUUUAUGUAUGCAGUAGAAUGGAAGAGUAAGGCCAAGCACAUUUCCUCUGCUGUACUGUCACAGAAUGUCAGCAUAACUGUUGCAUUGUUGCUUUGUGGCUGUUUGUUAUUUUAUACUGUACAAACUUUGUAGUUUAUUGUACUAGAAAACAGAACAAUAAACAUUCACUAAUAACUUGGUGAAUGAUGUAGUUGGCUCUA
Molecule: messenger RNA, 7348 nt
Organism: Pogona vitticeps (central bearded dragon)
Lineage: Eukaryota; Metazoa; Chordata; Lepidosauria; Squamata; Agamidae
Source: RefSeq, a predicted model, not a curated record